This is a messenger RNA of Trichoplusia ni (cabbage looper), 3950 nucleotides long. It is a transcript of the gene HIPP1, whose product is annotated as DNA ligase 1. The record is from RefSeq and is a predicted model, not a curated record. The transcript is spliced from 6 exons. Lineage: Eukaryota; Metazoa; Arthropoda; Insecta; Lepidoptera; Noctuidae. The coding region runs from base 56 to 2989 and encodes 977 amino acids.
CAAACUUUGUCUUGACUAUAUUUGACUAUAUUAUAAACUUGGUAAUUGUUGGUUUAUGCUUAGAAACAAAGUUUACGUAAUAGUACUAAAUAUUUAUACUUACGUUAUUGGGAAAAUGGAAGCAGUUGAGGAGCCUCCACUUCUUACCAAUCCAGUGGAAGGCAUGAAAGUAAACGUAAUUUAUGAUGAAAAAGAAGAAAACGCUGUGGCUUCGGUAGCAACGGAUGUAUGUCAAACACACAAAUCAAACGGUGUUUCAGAAUCCUCUGAGGCUAAAGUCGUUGCCCCAAUUGAAAGUAAUCCCGCACCUGUUGAAGAUAGCAAAUCAGAAAAUGUGUCUAUUGCAGAAGUAAACAAUGCGUCAAAAGUGGAGGAUAUAGAGCCGGCGGUACCUCCACCAGAGCCUGACACUACAGAAGUGCUUGUUGAAGACAAAGUUGAACAAACAAAGGUGUCAACACAGGACACAUCUUCUGUUACCACUGAGACAUUAGAAAGUAAACCGGUUGAAGAACCUGAACAAGUGAGUGAAGUGGCUACUAUCGUUGAAGUGGAUAAUACUAUUGAAACAUCUAUGGAAAGGGUUACUUUCCAGACUGAAAUAUUAAUAGAAUCUGUUGACAAUGAAAUUAUUGACAAUGUUGCUGAAGAGGCAACUAUAGAGGAAAACACUGAACAAGAUACUUCUAAUUUACUUAGUGAACUUGGGCAAAGUAUUGAAUUAAGUGAAGCUUUACGGUCAUCAGAUGUUACAGAUAAUGUAAAAAAUAAUAAUUUGGCAACCAGACAGGAAGUGUUUAAUAAGGAAGAAUUAUUAGAUAUCCUGGAAGGAAACGAUGAGGAGCAGCCAGAAAAUGUGUUGACUACAAAUUUCCAAAAUGUAUGUUCUGAUAAAAUUUUAGAAGCACAGCUGGCAUUGCAACAGCUUUCUCGAUUAAAAACAAAGCCUAGAAAACCUCGAUCAGAUAGACUCUCAAGAAGUAGAAAAAUUGAAAAGAAGGUGACUAAAGAAAAAAUCAAAGAACAAACAAAGGAACUUGUACAGAUCUCAACACAAAAUGAUCAAGUGGAAGUUAAAAGUGAAUCUGAAGGGGACAGUAUUGUGAAUGAUUUAGUGAAAGAGUGGGAUGAUGAGGAUACUCCUGCUGGUGAAAAGGACAGUAUAAUUGAACCAAUUGGAAACAUAGAUAAAACUACUGAAGGAGCUGUGAAACCCCAAGAUGGAGAAACUAAGGAGGAAGACAUUUCAUCCCGGACUUCAAUGGAUUCUCUAAGCAUCCCAAAUAAGACUGGUGAAGAAGGCCAGCCUCAAAGAAGACUUGGUCGAGUAAUAAAGAAAAAAGUUAUAUUUGAUCCAGAUAAUCCUGAUACAUUUACGAAAAGUAAAACUAGCAAAAAAAAUACAGAAGUAAGUACAGAGUUGGAUAAAGAAUCAACACCAGCUAAAAAAAAUAAGACUGACCAAACUUUCCAGAGGUCCAAAUCUAAAUCACCACUAUCUAAACUCCAGUGGAAAAAGCCAUCUCCUAAGAAUUGUAAACAAAACAAGAGAUUGACUGAAGUUGAUAAGUUGUUAAUGGAUGAGGGUGCUGUUAAUAUGAUUUAUCAGCUCACCCCUGAAGCUCCAAAAGGUAAGAAGAAUAUGAAAACUAAAGCAGAGUUUAUAAAAAAAAUACAAAGUUCUUCAACACCAGAUUCUAAAGAAAUGAAAUUUAGAGAAAGAAAAAAAGAAUCAAAAUAUGAAGAUGGAGAAGCAAGAAAAAUCCUUGGUGGCAAGCAGAGGUCCUCUCUGAGUAGCUCGGUUAAAUCCCCAUCAGUUUGUGAAGAUUUUGAGGCACACAGUGCAGAUGAUUCCAUUAUUUAUAGACGGCACUCAUCCAGUUCAUACUCCAGCUCAUGCAUGAGUCCACGGCGGUUAAGUGAUGUUGAGACAAGCGGGCAAAAUGUGUCUCGUAAUUCUCAGCAAGUAGUAGAGGUUGCUCAUGCCCUGCCAAACACAGAGGGUGGCAGUAAUCGUCCAGUUGAGGUGUUCAUGGCAGAAACCACAGAUAUAAAACCUGAUGCUAUAAAUAAAAAUGAUUGCUUGUCAAUUAAAGAAAAGCUCAAUUCAAAACUAAACCUUGCCUUAAAUAAAAGAAAACAUGAUAAUCCCAAAGGUGAAAAACCAUCAAAGCUAAAAAAAGUAUCAAAAUCUGAUGAGAAACCUUCAGGUGUUGAGGAAUAUAAAUUCCUAUCAGUAAACUUUGAUCAAAGGUUAGCUGAAGUAUGUGUUCAGAGAGCAGGUACCAAAUGCAAUACUGAGGUAAUACAAGAGCUAGAAAAGGUAUUAAAAAUGAUUGAAUCAAAGAAAAACAUAUCAGUGACAUUGUUAACAUCUGACUGUGGCAGUUUAUAUUCGGAUUUAGACUUAAGACCAUUGUUAGAUGAUAAUAUUGACAAAACAAAUGUAGCUGCAUAUGAAACAGCUGAAUCUAUAAGGUCGCUCUUACACACAGUGGAACAACAUAGCAAGUUAAUAUGCUUAGGAAUAAGCGGCAGGUGUUCAGGCAUAGGACUGGCUCUGGCUGGCCUGAGCGACGUGGCCAUGGCAUCAGAAAGUGCUAGCUUCGCGGUCAGCGCGAAGUCGCACCCCACAACCAUCGGGCCCGGAAUCGCAGUGCUAACAGCUUACAAGCUCCUUCCUCAACCUUUACUGAAUGACUUAGUAGUGUUUGGACGUCGCUUGCCUGCGGCGGAAGCUCUCCGCGGUGGGUUAGUAAGCCGCACUCUAUGGCCUGAGAAUUUCGACAAACAAGUACUGAGUAUUGCAAAGGACAUCGCCGCACAACCAUCACAGAAUAUCUUAUUGAAGAAACAGCUCCUAAAUUUGAAGAAAAGUGCGGGAGAUUCUACUUCGUUACAUUUGGAGAAGGAGCGGGAUCUGCUCGUUGCAUAUUGGACGUCAGUAGAAGGCCAGGCGUUGCUACGCGCAGCUUACAACGCCGCCUGAAUGUUUCGUCUAUCCAUCGAAGAACAUUCAAUUAUAGUUUUAUAUUGCCGAAAGCUCAUAUACAAAACAUAUAAAUCUAUAUUAAACAAAAUGCUGUAUAAAAAUACGAAUAUAAAUAUAAAUUAUUUUCUAACAGCAAAAGGCAGAAGACCACUAGAUAUUUAUAAUACGAGUUUCAGAAUGAUAAUGAUGUGGUAAAUAAUAUGAUGUUUUAUAAUUAUUAGUUAACACAGCAAAAUCCAAAAUUGGUACCUAGCACUCCUUGGCCGGUGUUAAUUUAUCAUUUUAUGAUGAAAUAAAAAUUUACAGAGCGACUUUUUGUCAGACUGACGUCAAAAUUACUGUAAGUGUAGGAGUAGGUACGUUCCCUGCGAGGGUUAUUGUAUCGUGUCAAGACUGCUAUCACCGAGAAGGCAAAGAUACGAAAUAUUCUGACUUCAUUAGAAGUUGUUUAAACUAGGUUGAUUUACGUUUAGUUACAAGCAGAUCAGGAUUCUUGGUGUUAAUUAGAUAAUAGUCAUAGAUAAUUAUGUUAUGUUAUAGAUGAAAUUGUUUAUGUCUUUGUUUUAGAUUUUUAUGAGUUUAUGAACUUAAGAUUUAGCAUAAUUUUCUUUUUCAGCCAAAGUUUGCAUUAACGGCCUUAUAAUCAUUGCGUUAAAUUGAGUGUUUUAUUUGUGACAUUAAAUAAUUGUGUUACAAGUGUUACAGCUAUGGUGAUACAGGAACUGAAAUAAUAAUUAUUAUUUCACAAUAUAUAUGUGCCUGACAUCGCGAAUGUCUAUUACAGAUUGGAUGUAUAGAGACACAGUAUCCUUCAUUCCAUUUCUACAAAACUGUUUAUUUUGAUUUGUUAAGAAAUUUCCAGACACUUUCUUCUUAAUAUGUUUUGUUCUUAUUUAUAAGUGUACCUAGUGAUAAUUUAUUUCUUUUUUGUUAAAAAUAAAGUGCCUUUUAUUAUAUA